Paramecium pentaurelia is the source of this 1130-nucleotide messenger RNA. NCBI's taxonomy places the organism in Eukaryota, Ciliophora, Oligohymenophorea, Peniculida, Parameciidae. The record is from the annotation of a GenBank genome assembly.
AUGUUAUAAUAAUCAGAGAAAGACUUCACAAUUGAACAAGUGGUUGGAACAGGCACAUUUGGCAUGGUGCACUUGGUAUGUGUGGAUUGAAUAAUAGUUAGGCUACUGAUAAUAGAACGAAGGAGAAGGUUGCGAUUAAGAAGGUGUACUAGGAUCGCAGAUACAAAAACAGAGAGCAUUUGAUCAUUUAAGAAUUAAAUCAUCCUUGUGUAGUUAUGUUACGCCAUUCAUUCUUUACACCUGGAGAGAAUGUAUAUUGAAAUUUAUAUUGAUUAUGUAGCCAUAAGAUGUGUACCUUAAUCUUGUAAUGGAAUAUGUACCAGAGACACUUUCAAAGAUGAUACGUCAGAUACGCAAGCAGAAGCAAACUAUCCCAUCCACAUAAUUAAAGCUUUACAGCUAUUAAAUGCUUCGUGCGCUGCUCUACCUGCAGGGUACUGAGACUUAUCCCAACUAGCCAUCGGAAUAUGCCAUAGAGACAUAAAACCCCAGAACAUCCUGAUCAACCUUGAAACCAAUGUCCUUAAAAUUUGUGAUUUUGGCUCUGCUAAAAGGCUUGUAGUAGGUGAACCUAACAUUGCGUACAUUUGUUCUCGCUACUACAGAGCGCCAGAAUUAAUUUUUGGAGCAACCGAUUAUACUACACAAAUCGACAUGUGGUCUAUUGGUUGUGUUAUUGUUGAGAUGGUCAUAUUGGAACCAAUCUUUCCAGGAGAAAGUGCCUAAGACUAACUUUUGUAGAUAAUUAAGAUUCUUGGUACACCAACACCUGAAGUUAUCAAGCAAAUGAAUCCAGCCAAAGCUGAAGUCAAAUUACCUAUGAUUAAAGGGAAUCCUUGGUCCAAGUUAUUGGCUAAGCAUAAAUUAGAUCUUUUAUUUUUAGAUCUUAUAACAUAAAUGCUUACGUAAAAUUCAUCCUUCUUAAUAUUUAGUUACUCUCCAAAAGCUAGGAUUCAACCAAUUGAUGCACUUUUGCAUCCAUACUUUGAUGACCUAAGAAAAGAAGAAUUUGCUAAAUCAAAUAUCAAGUCGCCAAAUCUAUUUGACUUUAACAAAUAAGAAUUAAGUGUUAAACCCGAACUAAAUUCUAAAUUAAUCCCAUAAUGGUAUUCUAAGCUAAAUACCUGAUU